Tarenaya hassleriana is the source of this 1345-nucleotide messenger RNA. RefSeq lists its product as uncharacterized. The transcript has 2 exons. The record is from RefSeq and is a predicted model, not a curated record. The coding region runs from base 57 to 1118 and encodes 353 amino acids. NCBI's taxonomy places the organism in Eukaryota, Viridiplantae, Streptophyta, Magnoliopsida, Brassicales, Cleomaceae.
UCUCUCUAUCUCUCAAUCCCAUUCCACAAGAGAGAGAGAGAGAGAGAGUUGAAGCAAUGAAGGGACAGAAGUCGUGCAUGAAGGGGUUGUACCUUGGCGUAGCGGUGACGGUGUACGCAUGUUGGUUGAUGGUACAACCCGAAGCAGCAGCAACGACAGAAUCAAAGGUAUGUUACGCGAGGAAGAGUCCAUGUUUCUUAAAGAAGCAGACAUGUCCCAGGCAAUGCCCUUCCUUUACCCCCUCCGGUGGCCGUUCAAAGGUCUGCGUCGUUGACUGCUACAACCCCAUUUGCCAACCCACUUGCAGAAAUCGGAAGCCGAACUGCAACGGCAAGGGAUCAGCAUGCUUAGACCCGCGUUUCAUCGGCGGUGACGGCAUCGUCUUCUACUUCCACGGAAAACGCGACGAGCAUUUCUCUCUCGUCUCUGACUCAAACCUUCACAUCAACGCGCGUUUCAUCGGGCUUAGACCCUCUGGUCGAACCCGAGACUUCACCUGGAUCCAAGCCCUAGGUAUCCUCUUCGGCGCCAAGAACCAAUCUUUCACUCUGCAUGCCACGAAAACAGCCAAAUGGGACCACAAUGUCGACCAUCUACGUCUAUCUUACAACGGAAACGACGUAGUAUUGCCCGAAAGAGACUUAUCUGUGUGGAAGUCUCCCGAAGACGAUAUCCGGGUCGAGAGGACUUCUGACAAAAACAGCGUCUUGAUCAGUUUAUCGGACAUGGUAGAGAUCUGGGUGAAUGUAGUUCCGGUGACCAAGGAAGACGACCGGAUCCAUAACUACCGGAUACCGGAAGAUGACUGUUUUGCCCAUAUGGAGGUUCAGUUCAAGUUCAUGGGUUUGUCCCCGAGAGUGGAGGGUGUUCUGGGAAGAACCUACAGAGUAGAUUUCGAGAAUCCGGCGAAACCAGGUGUAGCUAUGCCGGUGGUGGGUGGAGAGGACAAGUACAAAACGGCGUCGCUUCUUGAAGCAGAUUGUAAGAGAUGCGUAUUCGGCUCCGGUCAGCUCGCCGGAGACUCGCCGGAGAAGAUCGAGACGGUUGUUACGAGUCAAGGGACCGUUGAUUGCACCGGUGGUGGAAGCAGCGGAGUUGGAAUCGUCUGCAGAAAAUAAAAUAUUAACCCAACAGAAAGAAGAAAAGAUAUUUAAAUCAAUGGUUUCUAUUUUCUUUUUAUUCACAUGUGUUUGUUGUAUGUGUUGUUAAAUUUACAUUUGUGAUAUUUUAAUUACUGUUUCGGGCAAUGGUUAAUAUUUACAGACGUGACGAAAGUGUGUUUAUUGUUAUUAUUACCCAAAAUGGGUAAGUAAAUUUAAAUUAUUAGAUGCUACUUAAAAUCACA